Molecule: messenger RNA, 1689 nt
Organism: Rhinichthys klamathensis goyatoka
Lineage: Eukaryota; Metazoa; Chordata; Actinopteri; Cypriniformes; Leuciscidae
Gene: vps26bl
Product: vacuolar protein sorting 26 homolog B, like
Exons: 6
Coding region: 241-1239 (332 amino acids)
Biological process (GO): retrograde transport, endosome to Golgi; intracellular protein transport
Cellular component (GO): retromer complex; endosome
Source: RefSeq, a predicted model, not a curated record
GGAAGUAAAAUCAUUUCUGAAGCCUGUGUCUGUUUGUACAUUGCUGAAAAUCCAUCGCAGGUAGUAAUACAGGAGCCAUAUGAAGAGUUAGCAAAAUUGAAUUUUAAACAGUAUAUUAUAAGCGUACAUGCAUUGCAGAAGAUAAAGCAGCUAGCUGUAAAGAGGACGCAAUUGUAUUGAUGUGGAAUUGGACCAGGUGUUAGAAUACAAAAGGAUUCCAGUCCAGCACAAGGUGUCGGGAUGAGCUUCUUCAGUUUCGGACAAAGUGCUGAAAUUGACGUAGUUUUAAAUGAUGCCGAGACGAGAAAAAAGGCCGAGCACAAAACAGAGGACGGGAAAAAGGACAAAUACUUUCUGUUUUACGACGGGGAGACAGUCUCUGGGAAAGUCAAUGUAACCCUGAAAAACCCAGGGAAGAGGCUCGAGCAUCAAGGGAUCAAAAUAGAAUUUAUCGGGCAAAUCGAAUUGUACUAUGACAGAGGAAACCAUCAUGAGUUUGUCUCUCUGGUAAAGGAUUUAGCUCGGCCUGGAGAAAUGGCUCAAUCUCAGACCUUUGAUUUUGAGUUCACACAUGUGGAGAAACCGUACGAGUCUUACACAGGCCAGAAUGUAAAACUACGCUAUUUCCUGCGGGCAACCAUCAGCAGGAGACUGAAUGACAUCUGCAAAGAGAUGGACAUCGUAGUGCACACACUCAGUACAUAUCCAGAACUCAACUCCUCCAUAAAGAUGGAAGUGGGAAUUGAGGACUGUCUGCACAUUGAGUUUGAGUACAACAAGUCGAAGUAUCAUCUCAAAGAUGUGAUUGUGGGGAAGAUCUAUUUCCUAUUGGUGCGAAUUAAGAUCAAACACAUGGAAAUUGAUAUUAUUAAACGGGAGACAACAGGGACAGGGCCAAAUGUGUACCAUGAAAAUGACACCAUUGCAAAAUACGAGAUUAUGGAUGGAGCACCUGUCCGAGGUGAAUCCAUCCCCAUCCGUCUUUUUCUGGCUGGGUACGAGAUGACGCCCACCAUGAGGGACAUUAAUAAGAAAUUCUCUGUUCGUUAUUACCUGAAUCUCGUACUCAUUGAUGAAGAAGAGCGACGUUACUUCAAACAACAGGAGAUUACACUAUGGAGGAAGGGAGACAUUGUGAGGAAGAGCAUGUCCCAUCAGGCUGCCAUCGCCUCCCAGCGCUUCGAGGGCUCGGCAAGCUCAGAGAAAGCACUCUCUCAAGCUAAAGAGGACAGCAACUAAACCUAACCAUGUCAGCUAAUCAUCUCAUGUGUGUAUGUGUUAGAGAGAGUGUGUGUGCAUGGAUUUAAAGAAGGCGUGUGCUCCCAAAAUAGAUUGAGCAACGUAAACAUGAUAUUUCGCAUUCCUAAACAUUACAGUUUAUGAUCAACAAGUUCUUAAGUAGCUUUUAAAAAAGGGAUGAAUGUGGAAAAGCAAAAACACUGAUUCCAAAAAACAUGAUUUGAUAUUUACAAAUUCUUCCUGGCAGUUCCUCUGAGAUUGUUUACUUUUUUUGUCCGCCACCCUGGAAUUAAUUGAUUUAUUGACCGUAUAUUUAAUUGAAGCAUUUCAGCAGUCCAUCUAGACGACACAAACACAUUCCAUCUCUAUCUUCCUUUACCAGCCUUUUUAAAAUUCUGUAUUGAAUGUUUUGUUAUUGUAGAUUUCUUCUUUCAUAACAUAUACAUUGCA